AAGGAGUUGCGAGGCAUGUAGGUAAUUGAUUCCCAAGCCUUGGAUGUUUAAGAACUAUUUCUGUAGCGAUCAUAGACCACACUCACAUAAUUCAGUAUGGGCAUUUUGGAGAAAAUAUCAGAGAUAGAAAAAGAAAUUGCGAGAACCCAGAAAAAUAAAGCUACUGAAUAUCAUCUUGGAUUGCUAAAGGCCAAGCUUGCAAAGUAUAGAUCACAGCUACUUGAACCACCAAAGAAGUCUGAGAAAGGAGAGGGUUUUGAUGUUUUGAAAUCAGGUGAUGCCCGUGUUGCCUUAAUUGGUUUUCCGUCUGUUGGAAAGUCCACUCUUCUCAGUACUUUGACAGCAACUGAAAGUGAAGCAGCAUCAUAUGAAUUCACAACACUCACAUGCAUCCCAGGAGUCAUUGAAUAUAAGGGAGCCAACAUUCAGCUGCUGGAUUUGCCGGGUAUUAUUGAAGGGGCUUCUCAGGGCAAAGGUAGAGGGAGACAGGUGAUUGCAGUAGCACGCACAGCAGACCUAGUGCUGAUGAUGCUGGAUGCUACAAAACAAGAUGUCCAGCGUGGAUUAUUGGAAAAGGAGCUUGAGAGUGUAGGCAUUCGUCUGAACAAAAGGAAGCCGAACAUUUACUUUAAGGUGAAGAAAGGUGGUGGUCUGUCUUUCAAUUCAACAUGUCCUCUGAGUCAAGUGGAUGAAAAGCUGGUGCAAAUGAUUCUUCAUGAAUACAAGAUCUUCAAUGCUGAAGUUUUGUUCCGUGAAGACUGCACUGCCGAUGAAUUGAUUGAUGUGAUUUCUGCGAAUCGUGUUUACCUCCCGUGCCUUUAUGUUUACAACAAGAUUGACCAAAUAUCAAUAGAAGAAGUGGACAGAAUUGCUCGUCAACCAAAUAGUGUAGUAGUAAGCUGCAACAUGAAGUUGAACUUGGACUACUUGUUGGAGCAGCUGUGGGAAUACCUCUCUCUCAUUAGAGUAUAUACAAAGAAACCAGGUCAGCCCCCAGACUUUGAAGAUAGUCUCAUCUUACGUCGUGGUGUAACAGUGGAACACGUGUGUCACGCCAUCCAUCGCACACUUGCAGCAGCAUUUAAAUAUGCCCUCGUAUGGGGAACAAGUACCAAAUACUCACCACAGCGAGUGGGUUUACAUCAUGUCAUGCAUGAUGAAGACGUAAUUCAAGUUGUGAAGAAGUGAAGUUGUAUUCACAGUUCGCAUAUUGCAGUAUGAGCUUUCAAGAUAAAGGACGAGGGAAUGAAUCCCAUGAUGAACAGGCACAAGGAAGAUGUACCUUAGAAAGGUCCCUUUACACAAAAUAAAUAAGAUUUAUUACAAUUUCUUAA
This is a messenger RNA of Cryptotermes secundus, 1334 nucleotides long. Its product is annotated as developmentally-regulated GTP-binding protein 2. Bases 97 to 1188 code for a protein of 363 amino acids. Gene Ontology annotation, biological process: cytoplasmic translation. The transcript has 8 exons. The record is from RefSeq and is a predicted model, not a curated record. Gene Ontology annotation, molecular function: GTP binding; GTPase activity. Gene Ontology annotation, cellular component: cytoplasm. NCBI's taxonomy places the organism in Eukaryota, Metazoa, Arthropoda, Insecta, Blattodea, Kalotermitidae.